CUUACUCUUUAAACUUUUAAGUAACUUAAUAUGUAUAGUAUAAUUGGCGAAUAUUUUAGCAGUAUAACGUAAUGAAAUGGAAAAUAAAAAUUCUGAUUUGACAAACACGUGUUUUGAAGCUCUUCUGGAUUUGAAUUGUAUAUUUCCCUCUUGGGGUGAUCUCCAAGGUAACUUCCGGUAUCACUGGAAACAGAUUUUAAAUUCUAGUAUUAAUUUUAAUGAUUCCGAAAAUAAAGUUCUAAAAACUUAUUUAGCUCUUCUUGAACCACUUGUAAAUUAUGAACCUGAAGGAAUAGAGUCAAAAGCCGCACUUGAAUUGGUUAGAAACCUAGAUAAACAUCGCAAAAAUGAGGAUAAAGGAUUUGAACCUUAUUUACUAGAGGAAGUUUUGAGCAGGGAUACACCUGCCAUCAAACCUCCGCAAAGACCUCCAAGGGUCCCCUCCGUUAAAAAGAAACCUCCACCUUCUCCUAAAAUCAUCUUAAAUGAGGAAGUUGGAACAGCCCAUACUUAUGCAACUAGAAGAUCGAAGCUGUUAUCUGAGGCUGAUGGCGAUUCGGAUAAGUCAAAGUUAUCCAAGUUUGGUAUGGGAAAGCACCUCAAAAAAGGAUUUUUUUCAGACUACGUUUGGGAAUUUAAUGAUCUCGAACCCAAGGAUGAUUCUUACGAUUAAUUUGUUUUUGAUUUAAGAUUUCCCAUGAUUCUCUACAUUUUAAAUAUCAUAAGUGUAAUAUUUUUAUUUUUCA
Theileria parva strain Muguga is the source of this 746-nucleotide messenger RNA. RefSeq lists its product as uncharacterized. The record is from RefSeq and is a predicted model, not a curated record. Bases 77 to 673 code for a protein of 198 amino acids. The transcript has 2 exons. NCBI's taxonomy places the organism in Eukaryota, Apicomplexa, Aconoidasida, Piroplasmida, Theileriidae.